UGACCGUCCACUCUUCUACUUUACUCCCACCCGCUCCUCCACUCUUCUUCUCUCUAUAUAUAUACCCUCCGCUCCCCGUUCUCCAAUGUCCUAAAACAUCAACCAGAUCAAAGAAACAGUAGUGUUGAAGACAAUCCUGCAAGCUGAUAUUCAAUUCAAACUUGAAAACCUACAGAAAAACAUGGGAAACUACACUUCUUGUUGUGUUGUUUUUACCUGCUCAAGAAAAGUACCCAAGACUGCAAAACUUAUGGAUUCUCAGGGGAACUUGAGGCAGGUAAGUCUCCCAGUGAAAGCUGCAGAGCUUAUGCUUGAAGAACCUGGCCAUGCAAUUUGUCCAUUGCAUGAGCUCAAGCAAAGGAGUCGUGUCAUAGCCAUGCGAGCUGAUGAUGAGCUUUUGCCUGGAAAGGUAUACUUGUUAGUUACUUUAAGUAAGGUAAACUGUAAGAUUUCUGCGUCGGAGGUGGCAAUCAUGGAGUCUACUAUUGCUGCUUGUGCGAAAAGGUCGGGCAAGAAGAGAAAUGGUGCCCAGGUUUUGCCUGCUAUGGCUGUGGAGAUGAGGGAGUUGGAGGAGGGAUCAGAGGGCGAGGCUAACGUUUUGGAAGGAAAUGAUCUUACGAGCUCUAACGGUUGCCGGUUAGUGAAUUAUAGGCAGUGGACUCCGGCGUUGGAACCCAUAUCGGAGGAUUUUUGAUCGGAGAAAUAUUUUUUCUCUCUUAAAUUGUCCAGAUCACUGUUUUUAACCGGGCAUGACCCAGGUUAAUUCAUGACCUUAUCAUUCUGGGCUUUGAUUUUUUUUUUUAAAAAAAGAGAGACAUCAAGAUAAACCUAAAUCAAAUUGAGAUGUAAUGAUAGGGCUACUCAAUGAGAAGUUAGGUGUGCAUAUGGUUAACUAACAAGUAGGAUUAAAGAAUUCAAUUGAUUUGUAAUUAAUUUAUCACUCCUUUGUGUAAAAGUUUUUUUUUUUU
This is a messenger RNA of Populus nigra (black poplar), 968 nucleotides long. RefSeq lists its product as uncharacterized. Bases 182 to 694 code for a protein of 170 amino acids. Lineage: Eukaryota; Viridiplantae; Streptophyta; Magnoliopsida; Malpighiales; Salicaceae. The transcript has a single exon. The record is from RefSeq and is a predicted model, not a curated record.